Messenger RNA from Rattus rattus (black rat), 2843 nucleotides. It is a transcript of the gene Nom1, whose product is annotated as nucleolar protein with MIF4G domain 1. The coding region runs from base 33 to 2591 and encodes 852 amino acids. NCBI's taxonomy places the organism in Eukaryota, Metazoa, Chordata, Mammalia, Rodentia, Muridae. Gene Ontology annotation, biological process: ribosomal small subunit biogenesis. The record is from RefSeq and is a predicted model, not a curated record. The transcript has 11 exons. Gene Ontology annotation, molecular function: protein binding; RNA binding. Gene Ontology annotation, cellular component: nucleolus.
AAAAAUCCCGGAAGUUACUGGCGUCUGUAGGCAUGGGGCCUGCUGUCUGUGGUGUAGAGCACAGGCUCAUGGCUCGCACGAAGUGUAGCGGCGUCCGUCGCGGUCCGGGCGGUGGGAAGGGACCCCUGAAACGGCUACGGCUGGCCGUGGAAGGCUUCGUGCGGGCUACCUCCGAGAGCGAAGCCUGCGAGAAUCGCAGCGCUGUGGCGCGCUCCCGGCCUGGCGACCGAAAGAGCCGCAAGGAGCUUCGAAAGAAGAAGCGACAGCUGAGGAAAGUGCGGCGCCUGCAGAGGACAGUAGGCUCCGGAUCAGGGGACCAAGAAGGGAAUGUUGGCCUUAACGGUGGCCCGGAAACUCGGCCGCCCACUGAGAUGAGGCCGACCCCCGCCAAGGCUACAGCAACCCCUGUCAAGGCCAGUGCUCCCUCCGCUAACACCAAGGCCUCGGCGACCCAGCCUAAGGCCAAUAGUUCCUACUCCAAGGCUACCGUGACUUCAACUCAGGCAAAGGCUAAAGGUGCUCCCGGAAAGCCUGGUCCUGCCACCGCCACUGCCCGGAAGCGGGCACUUCUAGCGGCCAAUGAGGAGGAGGACCGAGAGAUCAGAAAGCUGGAACGAUGCCUCGGCCUCCACAAGCGUAAGAAGGGUGAUGGUAGCUCCGUACCGCUCAGUUUCGCGCGCGACGGUCUAGACUACAUCCUGGGGGCCCUGGAAUAUGGGAGAAGCGGUGGCCUGUACGAAAGCAGCGAGGAAGAGGAGGAAGAAAAGGUGGAGACUGGACAGACAUUCUUGGAGAGUGACCCUGAGAGCAAUUCUGAAGAAAGUGAGGAGGACCCAGACUCUCAAGUGCCGCAGGAGGAUCAGGAAGAUGUAAACUCCCAAAAGGAAGGAGAAGCAGAAAGUGGGACAAGAGUAAAUAAAGGGAAUAAGAAAGUGCGUUUUGCAGAAGUUGUAGAAAAGAGCGAAAGUUCUUUGGAAGAUGACUUAGAACAUCAGGAGAGUCACUCUGUUGAAAGUGGUGAAAAGUACAUCCCUCCUCAGUUGAGAAGUGAGGAGACAGUAGAUGUCCAAAAGAAAGAAGAGCUAGACAGGCUCAAGAAACAUGUUAAAGGCCUAAUUAACAGGUUGAGUGAACCAAACAUGGCUUCUAUAAGUGGGCAGCUAGAGGAGCUGUACAUGGCCCACAGCAGGAAGUACAUGAACGAUACUCUGACUGCUGUCCUCAUGGAUGCCUGUGUCACUACCUCAACCAUGCCCAGCAGACUGAUGAUGGAGCAUGUCCUCUUAGUCAGUAUCCUCCACCACACGGUCGGAACAGAGGUUGGUGCUUGCUUCCUUGAAGCUGUGGUGAAGAAGUUUGAUGAUGUCUAUAGAGAUGGAGGUGAGGGGAAAGAACUGGACAACCUCUUUACCAUGAUUGCUCAUUUGUACAACUUCCACGUGGUACAGUCUCUCCUCAUCUUUGACAUUUUAAAGAAGCUUGUUGGAACUUUUACGGAAAGAGACAUUGAGCUGAUCCUGUUGAUGCUGAAAAAUGUGGGCUUUGCAUUGAGAAAAGAUGAUGCCUUGUCACUUAAGGAACUGAUCACAGAAGCCCAGGCCCAGGCCAUUGGUGCAGGCAACAAGUUUCAGGACCAGAACAGGGUACGGUUUAUGUUGGAAACAAUGCUGGCUCUGAAGAACAAUGACAUGCGUAAAAUCCCUGGCUAUGAUCCUGAGCCUGUGGAAAAGCUGAAGAAGUUGCAGAGAGCUCUGGUUCGAAAUGCUAGCUCAGGUUCUGAGACUCAGCUUCGCAUCUCCUGGGAUGGCAUCUUGAAUGCAGAGCAGACUGGUCGCUGGUGGAUUGUGGGGUCUGCAUGGAGUGGGACCCCAAUGAUUGACAACCAUCACACACACCUGCAGAAGCCACUUGCAGGCACGGCUAGCUCUAAGAUGCUGGAGCUUGCCAGGAAGCAGAGAAUGAACACUGAUGUCAGGAGGAAUAUAUUCUGUACUAUGAUGACGAGUGAGGACUUCUUGGAUGCCUUUGAGAAGCUGCUGAAGCUUGGGCUGAAGGACCAGCAGGAGAGAGAAAUAGUUCAUAUCCUCAUGGACUGCUGCCUGCAAGAGAAAACCUACAACCCUUUCUAUGCUUUCCUGGCCAGCAAGUUCUGUGCCUAUGAAAGGAGAUUCCAGAUGACUUUCCAGUUCAGCAUAUGGGACAAAUUUCGGGACUUAGAAAAUUUGUCAGGCACUAAGUUCUCAAACCUAGUUUAUCUGCUGACACACUUGUUGAAGACAAAGUCGCUUCCACUUUCUGUUCUAAAGGUAGUUGAAUUUAGUGAAUUGGAUAAACCCAGAGUUCACUUCCUGCGGAGAGUGUUGACUGAGCUAUUGAUGGAAACAGAAGACGAUGACCUGGUUGUGAUUUUUUCAAGAGUGUCUAGCAACCCAAAACUGGGAAUGUUGCGAGAAGGCCUGAAGCUCUUCAUUAGCCACUUCUUACUGAAGCCUGCACAGCCUCAGCAGAGUGCUGAGAAGGCCAGUCUGCUGCGAGAGAGGGCCGGUCUUGCCUCUAAGUCUUUACAGGGCAAAGCCAUCCUGAGGAUGUAAACAAAGAAUAGAGAGCAUUUGACCAAGAGAUGUGAUUUCUGAGUUCAAGACCAUCCUGCCUUUGUAAGAGCGGGAGGAGUUAUGUCAUGUUCCGUCAUGGUUUAAAUACUGUAUUUUCAGGGUUGUACUGUGUACUUCAAGUGUAUAUGUGUAUACAGCAGGUCAGAGGAAAAGGGGAAAGAAGAUGGGGAUUAAACCCUGAGGGGAGGGUUGGGAUCAUAAAUUGAUGGCUUUUUAAUCAUCUAAAAUGUU